Messenger RNA from Vicia villosa (hairy vetch), 1593 nucleotides. Its product is annotated as cyclin-dependent kinase C-2-like. Gene Ontology annotation, cellular component: nucleus; cyclin-dependent protein kinase holoenzyme complex. Gene Ontology annotation, biological process: protein phosphorylation; positive regulation of transcription elongation by RNA polymerase II. Gene Ontology annotation, molecular function: RNA polymerase II CTD heptapeptide repeat kinase activity; cyclin-dependent protein serine/threonine kinase activity; ATP binding. The record is from RefSeq and is a predicted model, not a curated record. Bases 133 to 1395 code for a protein of 420 amino acids. The transcript has 12 exons. Lineage: Eukaryota; Viridiplantae; Streptophyta; Magnoliopsida; Fabales; Fabaceae.
AAUUUAUGUAUAAAUAAAUAGAAAAGCAAAUAAGAAUGAAAGCUAUCAAUUUGUCAUUCCCACCGUCUCCAAAUACCCUCGUUGUUUUAGGGUUUUCAUCAUCAAUUUCGGCAUUCCCACUCCUUUAGGGCAAUGGCAGCCCUAGGGCAAAUGAACGUCAUUGAAUUGCCGGCAGCCCCAUCAGUGAAACUGAACGUCAUUGAAUUGCCGGCAGCCCCAUCAGUGAAACUGAACGUCAUUGAAUCGCUUUUGCGGGGAUCCCGAAGCGUUGAUUGCUUUGAAAAAUUGGUGCAAAUUGGCGAAGGAACUUAUGGUCAAGUUUACAUGGCCCGAGAGAUCCAAACUCGUGAAAUCGUUGCUCUCAAGAAAAUACGAAUGGACAAUGAGAAAGAAGGGUUUCCUAUAACUGCUAUACGAGAAAUCAAAAUUCUAAAGAAACUAAAUCAUGAAAAUGUAAUCAAAUUGAAGGAAAUCGUCACAUCUCCAGGUCUUGAGAAAGAUGAUCAAGGGAGGCCAGAUGGCAACAAAUACAAAGGUGACAUAUAUAUGGUCUUCGAAUAUAUGGACCAUGAUUUAAGGGGUCUUGCAGACCGGCCUGGCGUGAGGUUUACUGUCCCUCAAAUUAAGUGUUACAUGAGGCAGCUCUUGACAGGACUUCAUUAUUGUCAUGUCAAUCAAGUGCUUCACCGUGAUAUCAAAGGACCAAAUCUUCUCAUCGAUAAUGAAGGUAAUCUGAAACUGGCAGAUUUUGGAUUGGCACGGUCAUUUUCAAAUGAGCAUAAUGCAAGCCUUACAAAUCGAGUCAUCACUUUAUGGUACAGACCCCCCGAGUUACUAUUGGGGACUACAAGGUAUGGGCCAGCGGUAGACAUGUGGUCCGUUGGGUGCAUUUUCGCCGAGCUUCUUUAUGGGAAGCCCAUCUUUCCUGGAAAAGAUGAGCCUGAGCAAGUAACUAGGAUUUUUAGGCUUUGUGGAACCCCGGACGAGGUGAACUGGCCAGGAGUCCAGGAGACUCCUUGGUACAAUCACUUUAAGCCGAAAAGAACGAUGAAAAGGUGUCUGAGGGGUGCUUUCAGACACUUUGAUCCUCAUGCACUGGAGUUGUUGGACAAGAUGCUCACACUCGAUCCAGCUCAGAGAAUUUCUGCGAAGGACGCACUUGAUGCUGAGUACUUCUGGACUGAUCCUUUACCAUGUGAUCCUAAGAGUUUACCCAAGUAUGAGUCCUCACAUGAGUUUCAGACCAAGAAAAAGCGUCAGCAACAAUGGCAAAAUGAAGAAUACGCCAAGCGUCUUAAAAUGCCUGCAGGACCCCAUUGUGGUCCUCUUGGUGGAGGUGGAAGUGGCUAUUCAGUUGGAGCUCGAAAUUAUCCUCAAGGUGGUCUUCAUGGGUAGGAAUCGCGAUCAACAGUAUGUUAGGCAGCACUAAAACAUUUAUUGUUCAUUUUGUGAGUGAGAUGGUAGACUGAGAGUAUUUGAGAAAAACAUAUAUUUCCUAUGGAUUUUAGAUUGUAAAUAUACUUUGAAUGAAAGCAAUUUACUUCAGCACUAUAUGUUACAAGCCUGCUGUUCAAGUUAAUUGUUUAUUGAAUA